UCCAUCAUCGCCGCCUCCCUCCGACGACACGAUGCGGCUCGCUGCGGCGGCGGGGGCCCUCCGCCCGACGGCCGCCCUGCUCUUCCGCUCCCACCCUCAGCGCCUCCUCCCCUCUCUGCGCCGUUCCUCCCUCCCGUUGGCCCGCCGGCGGCGCCACUCCUACUCUUCCACCUCCACCGCACUCGACGACCCUCCGACGACGACUCCGGCUACCAAUACCCCCACCUCCCCGCCCGCAGCACGGGGCGGCGGAGUCAAGGCCGCCCGCCGGCGCGCGCGCGAGUCCCCCGAGGGCAUCCUUAAGCGCCAGCUCGACAUGUGCUCCCGCGACGCCGACCUCCCCACCGCGCUCGCCCUCUACGACGCGGCCCUCGACCCGGCCACCGCCGUCCCGCUCUCCAUCUACCACUACAACUGCCUCCUCUACCUCUGCUCCAACGCUGCCGCCGGUGACUCCGCCGACCCGGACCCCGACGCCGCGAAGCGCGGCUUCGAGAUCUUCGCGAGGAUGGAGGCGCAGGGCGUGGAGCCCAACGAGGCCACGCUCACGAGCGUCGCCCGCCUCGCCGCCGCGCGCCGGGACCCCGCCAUGGCCUUCUCCCUCGUCCGUCGCAUGGCCGACAUCGGCACCCCGCCGCGCCUCCGCACCUACGGCCCCGCCCUCUUCGCCUACUGCGACGCGGGGGACGCCGACGGGGCCGGCCAGGUCGAGGCCCACAUGGACGCCGCAGGGGUCGUGCCUGAGGAGGCCGAGCUCGCCGCGCUGCUCCGUGUCAAUGCCGGCAAGGCCAGGGCUGGCGAGGUGUACAGGUUGCUGCACAGGAUGCGCACUCUCGUCAGGCAGGUUGGUGAGACGACUGCCGAGGUGCUCGAGGCAUGGUUCCGGUCCGACGCAGCGGCAGAGGCCGGGGUGGAGGAGUGGGACGCCACGAAGGUCAACGAAGGGGUGCUGAAGGGGGGCGGUGGCUGGCAUGGCCAGGGCUGGCUUGGCAAGGGGCAGUGGAACGUCGGGCGGAGCGAGAUGGAUACGAAAGGUAAAUGCCAUCGUUGCGGGGAGAAGCUUGUGUGUAUAGACAUCGAUCCUUCCGAGACGGAGACCUUUGCCAAUUCGCUCACUGAACUGGCGUGCAAGCGGGAGGUCAGGGAGGAUUUCCUACGGUUUCAGGAAUGGCUCCAUCGCCAUGGACCAUUCGAUGCUGUUAUUGAUGCUGCUAAUGUCGGCCUUUACAAUAGCAAAGCUUUUAGUUUUUCUCAGGUGAACUCUGUUGUAAAUGGAAUACAAAGAAUAACUAAAUCAAAGAAAUUGCCACUGAUCGUUUUGCAUAGGAGCCGAGUAAAUGGUGGUCCUGCAAAACUUCCACACAAUCAGAAGCUUCUAGAGGGUUGGCGAAAUGCUGGAGCACUAUAUGCUACCCCUCCUGGUUCCAAUGAUGAUUGGUAUUGGUUGUAUGCAGCUGUUAGCUGCCGUUCGCUGCUUGUUACGAAUGAUGAGAUGCGGGACCACUUGUUUCAGCUACUUGGCACUAGUUUUUUUCCCAGAUGGAAAGAAAAGCACCAGGUCAGGCUAACGUACUCAGGUCGUGGUCCUGCUUUCCAUUUGCCGCCUCCUUAUUCGAUUGUUACUCAGGAAUCUGAAGCCGGAAGCUGGCAUGUACCGACAACAACCGGUGAUGACAUUGAAAAUCCACGGCAGUGGAUUUGCGCCACUAGGAAAUCUUCGGAGAAAUCCUCUGCUCUGCCCCAAGCGAGGUUAAGUGAGAUGGUCUGGUAGACUGUUAAACCUCAUCAGCAGUGCGUGAGCUCAUAUCAGAAUUAGAAUAGACACUGAGGUUUUGGCCUGGGCUGGUCUAGUUAUGCUUGCUUAGGAUUGAGCAUGACGUAUAGGUAGGCCGUAUAGUUAGCUGCUCUUGAGGCUGAGGAUCUGGCCAACAUUGUGAAGUUGUUUCGCAUUGAUAUUAGUUGCCAUGAGAAUUGUGCUGUAACAACAUUGAUGUCUCAAUUGACUGUCUGCUCCCGUGCUGCUGUGAAUGCCAAAUUUUGAUUGGUGAAAUGAAUUGGAUCCACUGGUUAAAGUUA
Messenger RNA from Lolium rigidum, 2076 nucleotides. RefSeq names its product proteinaceous RNase P 1, chloroplastic/mitochondrial-like. Bases 32 to 1771 code for a protein of 579 amino acids. Gene Ontology annotation, biological process: tRNA 5'-leader removal. The transcript is spliced from 6 exons. Lineage: Eukaryota; Viridiplantae; Streptophyta; Magnoliopsida; Poales; Poaceae. The record is from RefSeq and is a predicted model, not a curated record. Gene Ontology annotation, molecular function: protein binding; ribonuclease P activity.